Lolium rigidum is the source of this 1765-nucleotide messenger RNA. Its product is annotated as heparanase-like protein 1. Lineage: Eukaryota; Viridiplantae; Streptophyta; Magnoliopsida; Poales; Poaceae. Gene Ontology annotation, molecular function: beta-glucuronidase activity. Gene Ontology annotation, cellular component: plant-type cell wall; membrane. The coding region runs from base 71 to 1693 and encodes 540 amino acids. The transcript has 10 exons. The record is from RefSeq and is a predicted model, not a curated record.
CCGGCCUCCCACACGCGCCGCCGCGGCUCUCCCGGUCGCGGACGGGGACGGAAGGGGAAAGGUAGGAAGCAUGGCGGCGAGGCUUCUCCUGCUUCUGGCCCUCGUCUGUCUGCAGCUUCCUCGCUGGGCUUCGGCGCAGCAGCCGGAGCAGGAAGCCACGGUCAUUGUCAAAGGAUCGGCGAAAAUUGCUGAGACGGAUCCGAGCUACGUGUGCGCUACCAUGGACUGGUGGCCACCGGAGAAGUGUAACUACAACCAGUGUCCUUGGGGUCAAUCUUCGAUUCUGAAUUUGGACUUGGAUCACCCCUUUCUGGCUCAAGCCAUCAAAGCAUUUGGUAACUUGAGGAUUAGGCUGGGAGGCUCUUUGCAAGACCGAGUUGUUUAUGACGUGGGGACAAAUAGUCCAUGCUCUCCGUUCACAAAUGUAUCAAAUGGUUUGUUUGGUUUCUCAGCCGGUUGUCUAAGUAUGGAUAGGUGGGACAAACUGAAUGAUCUAUUCCAGCAAACAGGAGCAAUUAUCACGUUUGGUCUGAAUGCGCUCGAUGGAAGGCAUAAUGUCCAACGUUCCUUCUGGGCAGGAAAAUGGAACUCUACAAAUGCGUACGAUUUUGUGAACUAUACGGUCUCAAAAGGAUACCCAGUUGACUCGUGGGAAUUCGGUAAUGAGCUGAGUGGGCAUGGAACCGGCGCAAGAGUCGAUGCUGAACUUUAUGGGAAGGAUGUAACUGAACUUCGAUCCAUACUCCGGAAGUUGUAUAGGGCACCACUCUCCCAGCCACUCCUACUAGCCCCUGGAGGAUUCUUUGAUCAACAGUGGUACACUCGGUUACUUCAGGCUUCAGGUCACGGUGUCGUUAGUGCCUUGACGCAUCAUAUUUACAAUCUUGGAGGAGGGGAUGAUGUUCACCUUAUGAGGAAGAUAGUAGACCCUAAGUACCUAGAUCGUGCUGAAGAUACUUACAGGGACAUGCAACUUACCCUCCAAAGGCAUGGAACAUGGGCUUCUGCUUGGGUUAGUGAAAGUGGUGGGGUGUUCAACAAUGGCCGCCACCUGGUGUCAAAUACUUUCAUGAAUAGCAUCUGGUAUCUCGAUCAACUUGGAAUGGCAUCAAAGUACAAUACAAAAGUGUUCUGCAGGCAGACUCUCAUCGGUGGCAACUAUGGUCUGCUUGACACAGAAACUUUCUUACCAAAUCCUGAUUACUACAGUGCUCUACUAUGGCAUCGGCUUAUGGGCAAUGGAGUUCUUUCAGUUGAUAUAAAUGCACCCCGUAAGCUGCGUGCUUAUGCUCACUGCAGUAAACGACACCAAGGGAUCACGCUCCUGCUGAUCAACCUAAGCAACAGCACUGGAUACAACGUGACCCUGCAGAACGACCUCAACGUGAGCGUCGACAGAACAAGCGGCCACCGGCGGAGGCACAGCUCUUUCGCCAAAAGAGCAGUCUCAUGGCUGGGAGGCAAGGCGGCGAGCGAGACCACAAAGAGGGACGAGUACCAUUUGACCGCCAAGGACGGCGAUCACCAGAGCAGAACAAUGCUGCUUAACGGUGUCCCGCUGGAGCUGGGAGACGACGGCAGCGUCCCGGCUCUGAACCCGGUGCCUGCUUCUGUUGACUCGCCAGUGUACCUGGCCCCGACGUCGAUCGCGUUUGUAGUUCUUCCGAGGUUUGAGGCCAAGGCCUGUUCUUGAGGGAGAUAUCCGUUGUAGUUUACCCACUGGGAGCAUUCCUAUUUAUUAAGUUCAUGAUAUAGAAAUAGAAUC